AUGAUUGUGGUAAAGUGUGUUCAUGAGUGUGGUGGUGUGUCCAUCCUCGAAUAUGUUCUUGAGAGACCAGGAAUGGAAGAGAGAGAAGCCGACCCACCCGACCGAGAAGAGAAGAGAAGAGAAGAGAAGAGAAGAGAAGGACGAGACAACACUAAGAGUCAAGACAGCAGUAGCACGGCAGGACGAGACAACACUAACAGCAGUAGCACGGCAGGACGAGACAACACUAAGAGUCAAGACAGCAGUAGCACGGCAGAACGAGACAACACUAAGAGUCAAGACAGCAGUAGCACGGCAGGACGAGACAACACUAAGAGUCAAGACAGCAGUAGCACGGCAGGACGAGACAACACUAAGAGUCAAGGAGAGGAGAGCCACAGGAACCUGGGAAGUGGCCUCAACAGAUGU
Molecule: messenger RNA, 408 nt
Organism: Homarus americanus (American lobster)
Lineage: Eukaryota; Metazoa; Arthropoda; Malacostraca; Decapoda; Nephropidae
Product: protein FAM133-like
Exons: 2
Source: RefSeq, a predicted model, not a curated record